This is a messenger RNA of Orycteropus afer afer, 1038 nucleotides long. It is a transcript of the gene IFRD1, whose product is annotated as interferon related developmental regulator 1. Gene Ontology annotation, cellular component: nucleus. The record is from RefSeq and is a predicted model, not a curated record. The transcript has 9 exons. Lineage: Eukaryota; Metazoa; Chordata; Mammalia; Tubulidentata; Orycteropodidae. The annotation marks the transcript as partial.
AUGCCGAAGAAUAAGAAGCGGAACACUCCCCACCGCGGUGGCAGUGGUAGUGGCGGCGGAGGCGGUGGCGCAGGAGCAGCUGCAGCGACGGCGGCAGGGGAACGUGUCUUACACAUUGAAACUAUAGAAUCUCAUCAUUUAAAGUUGUGGCUGUUGAAUAGACAGACAACUACUAUGAUAAGAGUCUUUUGUGCAGUAAGUGCAAAGACAAGGCAGGCAGCUCUUGAAGGUAUUAAAAAUGCAGUGUCUUCAAAAAUGCUUUAUGAAUUUAUUCUGGAAAGAAGAAUGACUUUAACUGAUAGCAUUGAGCGCUGCCUGAAAAAAGGUAAGAGUGAUGAGCAGCGGGCAGCUGCAGCGUUAGCGUGUGUCCUUUGUAUUCAGUUGGGCCCCGGAAUUGAAAGUGAAGAGAUUUUGAAAACUCUGGGACCAAUCCUAAAGAAAAUAAUUUGUGAUGGAACAGCUAGUAUCCAGGCUAGGCAAACUUGUGCAACUUGCUUUGGUCUUUGCUGUUUUAUUGCCACAGAUGACAUUACUGAGCUGUAUUCAACUCUAGAAUGCUUGGAAAACAUCUUCACCAAGUCCUAUCUCAAAGAGAAAGACACUAAUGGUAUUUGCAGCACCCCUAAUACAGUGCUUCAUAUCAGCUCGCUCCUUGCCUGGACCUUACUACUGACCAUAUGCCCCAUCAAUGAAGUGAAGAAAAAGCUUGAGAUGCAUCUCCAUAAGCUUCCAAGCCUGCUCUCUUGUGAUGAUGUAAACAUGAGAAUUGCUGCUGGUGAAUCUUUGGCCCUUCUGUUUGAAUUGGCCAGGGGAAUGGAUAGCGACUUCUUUUAUGAAGACAUGGAGUCUUUGACUCAGAUGCUGAGGGCAUUGGCUACAGAUGGAAACAAGCACCGGGCCAAAGUGGACAAAAGAAAGCAGCGAUCAGUGUUCAGAGAUGUUCUCAGGGCAGUGGAGGAACGGGAUUUUCCAACAGAAACUGUUAAAUUUGGUCCUGAACGCAUGUAUAUUGAUUGUUGGGUCAAAAAACACACCUAU